Molecule: messenger RNA, 1170 nt
Organism: Candidozyma haemuli
Lineage: Eukaryota; Fungi; Ascomycota; Pichiomycetes; Serinales; Metschnikowiaceae
Gene: MNT3
Product: Mnt3p
Exons: 1
Coding region: 1-1170 (389 amino acids)
Biological process (GO): protein N-linked glycosylation; cell wall mannoprotein biosynthetic process; protein O-linked glycosylation
Cellular component (GO): membrane; Golgi apparatus
Molecular function (GO): alpha-1,2-mannosyltransferase activity
Source: RefSeq, a predicted model, not a curated record
AUGCUCUUCCUAGCAUACGUGCUGGCCCUAGUGUCAUGGGUGCUAGGAACGUUUUGUGGAUUCACAGAUGACCAGCUGGUGCCCAUUGUUCCGUUUGUAUGGCCAGAAAACCAGCCUUUGGAGGAUACGGUUAGGAAUCUUGAAAAUUAUCUCGAGAAGCAUGUCUCAAUUGCUCAGGACAGCUUAACUCCUUUGGAGGUCCACAUCGACAAAACGGCCCGCUGCCAGCAAAGAUCCCUGGAAAAUGCUACUUUCUUGGUUCUUUGUCGAAAUGACGAAUUAUACGCUUUGCUAGAGACGGUGCAGAGUAUCAAUGAUAGGUACAACUAUCAGUUCUGCCACGAUUGGGUGUUUCUCAAUGAUGAACCUUUUGAUGAGUUUUUCAUGAUUGGGGUAGCUCUGGCUCUCUCUGGUGGUAAUAUCAGUUUUGGCCAGGUUCCAAGCGACCAGUGGGGCUCUCCUCCAUGGAUAGACCAUGAUGUGGUUGCAAAAAACGAACAAGCCUUGCUUGCCAAAAACGUCUACAAGGCUGAUAAUACAAGCUACAAGAACAUGUGCCGGUACUUUCUGGGCUUUUUUUAUAAGCAUCCGCUUUUGAGUCCGUACAAGUACUACUGGCGGUUGGAGCCUGGUGUCAGGUACUAUUGUGAUAUCAAGUACGAUGUAUUCAAGUUCAUGCGAGAAGGAGAUAAGAAGUAUGGUUUCACCAUCUCCCUCUUUGAAUACAGUGAUACAAUCACGUCGCUUUGGAAGAUCAGCAAACAAUACUUUUCCAAGGUUACCCUUCCAGACAACAAUAUGGUAGGCUUUGUUGAAAACGCGGAUGGAACUUACAACUUGUGCCAUUUCUGGCUGAACUUUGAAAUCGCUGAUUUAGACUUCUUCCGAUCUUCACAAUAUCAGAGCUACUUUGACCAUCUAGAUCAAUUGGGUGGUUUCUUCUACGAACGUUGGGGCGAUGCCCCGAUCCAUACCCUUGCUGCCACGCAUCUUCUUAAAAAAGAUGAAAUUUGGUGGUUCCAAGACAUUGGAUACUUGCAUUCACCGUUUCUACAAUGUCCACAAGGCAAAGCUUAUUUGGAUCAGAACUGUGCUUGUAAUCCUGAUGCAGACUUUACGAAUAGCGACCUCAGCUGUGUGCCAUUCUUCCGUGAAGUCCAGAACACAUAA